GGCUGAGCUCUGUAAAAGAUGCCCACAUUUAAAGGGGCCGCGAGCAACAAGAACAGCACCUAGAAAAACUGGUCUUAAUGAACGGUAGGAGGACACUGGCUGACCAAGACUCAGCUGACAAUAUUUUUCUGUGAAUAAUCUGAUGACUAUAUUCUAAAUCUUUUAUCUGCCUGCCUGAGGAACCCUUCUGCUAGACAAAUUGUGCAUCAAAAUGGAAGUCGAGGGGGAUUGCAUCGGAAGUCAGGCAUCUUCUAACCAAGAUACUCAAACAGCUGUUUCCUCAGAACCUGAAGUUAACCCAACUAAACAGCUCAGAUCAAAGAGAGACUUGGGUCUUCGAGAAAAGACUGCUUUGCUUGAAGUUGAAUGUAAAGCAGAACUUUGUACUGAAGAUGCUUCACUGGCAGUUGGCACAGAGGAACCUACUCUUCCAAAAAGUACAGUUACUGCUUCAGAUAAAAGCAAUACACUACUCAAUAAUUCAGAAAACCUUUACUCAGAGGACUCUCGGACUGCUGAUACAAGUGAGAAAUCUAACAGUUUGCCUCCAGGAGAAAAAGAAAAAAGUAGUUUAGUGUCCUCUGGGUCUGUACCACCUGUUAAGACAGAACCAGAGCUGAAUUCACGUGUGUUGAGAAGUGGAAGGACAUCUAUGUCUUCUUUGCCCUCUGCAAAGGAACAGGAAAGCUUACCUUUGGAGAAAGAAAAGGUGUUUAAAUGCAAGGAGGAAGUGACUGAAGAAAUGGAAAUUGAUGGCCCAACAUUCAGUCUAGAUAAUGGUGAAGACCAGGACAGUGAGUCUGAUAUUGCCACUAGAAGAUCAAGCAGCAGUAGUCAACAGCAUGAUGAGGAGUCCACAAAGACAGCACCAAAACUUUCUUCAGAUAAUGACAGUGAGAAGCAGACUGAUCAAAGCAUAACACCAUCUGGAGAAAUUAAAAAGGAAGAAGUUGUGCAGGAGUAUAGAAGAGCUGAAAGACUUCGCAGAACAGAAAGUGUUAAAACUGAUGCUACUGGUGCUGCAAAAUAUGCUGAGAGUAUUCCUCUCUCUGAUGAAGACUCGGAUGCCAUGGUAGAUGACCCCAAAGAUGAAGAUUUCAUUCCAUGUCGACCGAGGCGGUCAACUAGGAUGAGCAUGCGUGCACCAACACUUCCACGUCCUCCCCGUGCUCCUAUGCCCAAGAUGAUGUGUGCUAGCUGCCGAACACCACUACAGAAGGGGCAGACAGCGUAUCAGAGGAAGGGUCUACCACAACUGUUCUGCUCCUCAGCGUGCCUGACCACUUACGCCAAAAAGUCUGUCUCAUCUGCUGCAACUCCACCACCUAAGAAGUUCUGCAAUUUUUGUAAAAAAGAGCUGGUCAAUAAAGACUCUCUAACAACUCAGAGUGGGUCCAGUGGCAUAUUUAAAGAAUACUGCAGCUCAACAUGUCUGUCCCUUUAUGAGGCGCAGAUGCAAAAAAACACGGAUACAACUACAGAGACAACAGUGGUGACAGAUACUACAACGGCAACGAAUACAGCAGCAACAGCUCCCCAACCAGCAGCAGCAGCAACUACGACAGAUGAAUCAGAUAAGGCCAGAUGUACAGUGUGCCAUAAAUCAGGGGAGAUUCAGCAUGAAGUCAGCAAUGGCACCUUGGUGCAUCGAAUCUGCAGCGAUGAUUGUUUUACCAAAUUCAGAGCCACUAAGGGUCUUAAAACGAACUGUUGUGACAACUGUGGUAUCUACAUCUACAACAAAGGCCUUCCACUAGAGUACCUAUAUCACGAGGGGCAGCAGAAGCGCUUCUGUAACUCGAACUGUCUGAACAUUUACAAAAAGAAAAAUACUAAAGUAUACCCAUGCAUGUGGUGCAAAACACUUUGCAAGAACUUUGAAAUGCUGUCCAGUGUUGAUAAAAGUGGCAAGACUGGUCUUUUCUGCUCCAUCUGCUGCAUCACAUCACACAAGGUCAAGCAAUCAGGACCUGUAGAUCAAACCAGACCUUGCAGCUUCUGUAGGCGGAGUCUGUCUCAGCCAGUGUACUACAACAAGACCGACAGAGUUGUUUAUCAGUUCUGUAGCCCAAGAUGCUGGACUAAGUUCCAGCAGUCAAGUCCAGAGGGUGGAAUCCACCUCAACUGCCACUACUGCCAGAACAUUUUCAGCGGGAAACCUGAAAUCCUGGAUUGGCAGGAUAAGAUUUAUCAGUUCUGCUGCCGGCAGUGCUGUGAAGAUUACAAGCGUCUUAGCAGUAUAGUGUCUGUCUGUGAGUACUGCAAACAGGAGAAGCUACUACAUGAGAAGAUCAAGUUUUCGGGUGUAGAGAAGAAUUUCUGUAGUGAAGGCUGUGUACUCUUGUAUAAACAAGACUUCACCAAGAAUCUUGGUCUGUGUUGCAUCACUUGCACAUACUGCUCUCAGACUUGCCAACGUGCUGUCACCGAGGAGUUAGAUGGCAACACCUGGGACUUCUGCUGUGAGGACUGCAAGAGCAAAUAUUUACUCUGGUACUUCAAGGCAGCCAGAUGCCAUGCUUGCAAGCGCCAAGGGAAGCUGCUGGAAACAAUUCACUGGCGUGGAGAGAUAAAGCACUUUUGCAACCAGCAAUGUCUGUUACGUUUCUACAAUCAACAGAACCAGCCCAACCUGGAUACUCAGAAGGGUCCUGAGAGCCUCUUAAAUAGUCAGACACCAGAAUCCAAACCAGCUCCAGCUACACCACAGAAAUUGGAAUCCAGUGUGCCAACUGCAAAGAGCCCAACAGGAACAGCAGCAGCAGCCACUCAGUCUCCGGGAUCUCCUCCACCUUCUUCCUCACCUCCAGCAACUGUCCGCAAGAACAAGGCUGCCAUGUGCAAACCUCUUAUGCAGAACCGGGGGGUGUCCUGCAGAACAGAGUCAAAAAUGAAGGGGUGUCAGACGGAGGAGGAGUGGAAGCCUCAGGUGAUCGUGCUGCCUGUUCCUGUACCAAUUUUUGUUCCUGUACCUAUGCAGAUGUACACUCAGAAAACACCAGUGCCUUUGGCAAUGCCUGUCCCAGUUCCUAUUCCUAUGUUUCUGCCCACCACAUUGGAGAGUGCUGAUAAGAUUGUGGACACCAUUGAGGAACUUAAGGUAAAAAUACCUUCAAACCCACUAGAAGCAGACAUCUUGGCUAUGGCAGAGAUGAUUGCAGAAGCAGAGGAGAUGGAGAAGGCUUCAUCUGAUCUGUGUGAUCUAGCCAGCAAUCAGAGUGCAGAUGGUCUGUUGGAAGACUGUGACUUGUUUGGACCUGCAAGGGAUGAUGUCCUGGCAAUGGCUGUGAAGAUGGCUAACGUUUUAGAAGAACCAGGACAAGACCUAGAAGCAGACUUCCCAAAAAAUCCCUUAGACCUGAACACCAAUGUCGAUUUUCUGUUCGACUAUGGCUUGGAUGCUCCUGAUGAUGUGUCAGCAGAACAUGAAAUGCCAAGAGCCAUUAAAAAGAGUCACAAGAGAGUGGCAGUAUCAGAAAGCUGUUCACGGGACUCUUUAAGCAGCCAGCCACCCUGUACAAGUCUACAUUAUACAUAUGGGGUCAACGCCUGGAAACACUGGGUCCAAACAAAGCACUCUGGAGAAGUGGCUGACAAAAGUGAUGAACUUAAAUUUGGACCCAAACCAAUGCGGAUAAAAGAAGAUAUUUUAUCAUGUACUGCAGCAGAACUAAAUUAUGGGCUUGCACAGUUUGUAAAGGAAAUAACACGACCAAAUGGAGAGCGAUAUGAACCAGAUAGCAUUUAUUAUCUGUGUCUGGGUAUUCAACAGUACUUACUAGAGAACAAUCGAAUGGUUAAUAUUUUUACAGACCUUUACUACCUAACCUUUGUGCAGGAGUUAAACAAGGUUCUUAGUGGUUGGCAGCCCUCAGUGUUACAAAACGGUAUGAUAUUCUCCCGGGUGGAGGAAGAACACUUGUGGGAGUGCAAACAGCUUGGAGUCUACUCACCAUUUGUCUUGCUCAACACCCUUAUGUUUUUCAACACCAAGUACUUUGGGAUACGCAGUAUAGAGGAACACAUGCAACUCUCUUUCAGCAGUGUAGUCCGACAAUCUAGGAAAUGUACAACACCACGAGGAACCACCAAAGUUGUCAGUAUUCGAUAUUGUCCUCCUGUACGGCAUAAAAAGAGCAAAGAGAUUUCUCCGGGUAAGAGGAAGCGAGAAGAUGAUGUAGCACCAGUUUUAGAACAGCGAGAAAAUCGAAUGAAUCCACUGAGAUGUCCUGUCAAAUUUUAUGAGUUUUACCUGUCAAAAUGCCCAGAUAGUAUGCGGAACAGGAGUGACGUUUUCUACCUGCAGCCAGAACGUUCGUGCAUUGCUGAAAGCCCGCUUUGGUACUCUGUCAUCCCCAUAGAUCGAGCCAUGUUGGAAGGCAUGCUGAAUCGUAUCUUGGCAGUGCGAGAGAUCUACGAAGAUCAUGUUCACAGUGGAGUUGAGGACGACAUGGACUGAUGGAGGCAUAGCAGUGUGCCUGUCAAUCUUUGCACAGCCCAUUCCCAUCCAUAAGUGGCUGGACUCUGAAGUCAGUUAACAGCUCCGUGACUAGUGCUGCAGGAUAAAGACUGAUUAAAAGGGUCCUUCACAGUGAUACUCCCCACUUACACACUUGGGGGCGGGAUGGUGGGUGGGGUGGGGCGAACAGUCUAAAUCAAGGGUUUCAAUGAAAUUCUUUUUUAAAGCUAUCAUCUUAGACAUAGAUGGAUAAUCGAUCAGUUGUUACCAUUGCUAACUGCAUUGAGCAGUUUGACGAGGUGUAUGUAAGACUGUUUGUAAUGAGGAUUACAAAAACUCACUUUUCUUGUGGGGAUGAACUGCCUAUUCUGGAGUCCAAACUCCAGUAGCUCCCCGCAACCUGCUGCUUCCCCCCCCCCCAGUCCAGAUGUUAGGCUUCUCAGACUCCAUCGUUCACUGGAAGCAAUGUGGUCAUGAAGCAAGAGUGCAUGCAGUAUAGGAGAGGGGUAAGUUAUACACCCCAGUGCUUGAGACAGCAGUGCUGUACCAGUUUUUCUCUUCCAAAGGAAAGUGCAAGAAGGAGAGCGUAGUAUAAGUUUGUGUUUUCACAAUGUGCCCCAGUGAGUAUUAAUUUUUGGCAGUAAUUAUUUUUUAUAUUCUUACUUUAUCCACUCAUUGGAUGACAUCAUUUGAUCAGAUGUCCCUGGUGUUUCAUUCUGGUAUCCCAUUACUUGCUUUUUCUUAAAUUGCAAUUUGUGAGUUUUGCACAGGUGUGCCAGAAUCUUCAUCUGGUAUGUAUGCAAUUAACUGUACUUAAAACACGAAGAUCUGAUGUUAAAAUACACCAGAACCUGUUUUUAAAGUAAAGUUUUAUUUUUUUUUUUUUGGAAACAGGCUAUCUUCUUCCCUAAAUUCCUGAAUUUUGAAAUACUCCCUUUAAGUACAAAAUCCAUCUAGACAGAGAGGAGACGGCCUCCUCCAAAACAGAUUGACAUUAUUUCCCUACAGCUCCAUAGAGCUUUGAUUCACUAACCAGAAAUUUGUACCACAGUGUAGUUUGACAGGUAAUGGAAUUAUUCAUAAUAUGACAUCAUCUCUUCAUGGUUCUGUACAAUCAUACUUGCAAGUUCUUGAAAAUGUGCACCUGUACAAUACUGUAUUGGUCUCAUAGUUGUCCAUUGACUGGGCAUAAAGGAGUUACUUGCCGGUAAGAACUGCAUAUUCAAGUUCUGUUUUGGCUUUAGCCACUUUUACCCCUGGAAGGAAUUGUAUAUUGGACUGGCUAGGUCAGAAAAUGACUACACUGUUAACAUGCAGUCUCCUCAAGGACCAUUUGAAGCUUGGUUUAAGAAAACUCAAGUUAAAUUCAGACUGUCACAAUUGCAUUUCCAGCGCCCUGCCUGAAUGUGUGUCAAGAAGACGCUAGCUGCAUUUUGAGCUAUUGUCCAAAGGGGCAAGCCAGCAAGGUGGGGGAGCAAAGGUUAGUUACUGAAGUGUGUUCUUUUUUUAUAAAUAUAUAAAUAUAUAUAUAUAUGAAAAUAAAAGGGUUUCACCUCA
Protopterus annectens (West African lungfish) is the source of this 6016-nucleotide messenger RNA. RefSeq names its product zinc finger MYM-type containing 3 (gene ZMYM3). The coding region runs from base 212 to 4459 and encodes 1415 amino acids. The record is from RefSeq and is a predicted model, not a curated record. Gene Ontology annotation, molecular function: zinc ion binding. NCBI's taxonomy places the organism in Eukaryota, Metazoa, Chordata, Ceratodontiformes, Protopteridae. The transcript has 25 exons.